Molecule: messenger RNA, 635 nt
Organism: Cuscuta campestris
Lineage: Eukaryota; Viridiplantae; Streptophyta; Magnoliopsida; Solanales; Convolvulaceae
Source: the annotation of a GenBank genome assembly
CGUUAGCGUUUUCAAAGUAAUCUACGGCCCUGUUUGGGAAUUUCGUUAGCGAUUAGUGAUUGACAUUUUGAAAAGGGGGGGAGAAGGAAAACAGCCACACAAAGCACGCCAUCAUCAUCAUCAUCAUCAUCAUUCAUCAAAGGGGGCUGAAAUGGAGAAGUAUUUCGGAAACCCUUACCGGGGCGACCCGGGAGUCCCGCACUCCGACCCGUCUAUCUUCUGGAGCAAAUGGAUCGGCGGCGCUGGAUUCUCUGCUAUCGCCUGGUUCAAUCCUUACAUGUGGCAGCUCACCAAUGAGUACAAUUGGCAUGAUCGUGCAAUGCUUUUUGAGCAUCAUCACUGGAAAGAAGCACUAAAGAAGAACCAGCCAUAUGAGUUUAAGUGGAAUCAAAAGUCCAAAGAAUUCAGAGAGUCGUACUACUUCAACUGGCCUAUCUAUUUUCCAUAAGUUAUCUGUCUCUGUUAGUACUAUGAAGUUAGGAUUGAAGGCAUUUUCUUUUACUGCUGUGAUGGUUAUUCAGUACAUUUUGGCAUUUCAAAACUAAUUACAGUAUGUGGGAAUGAUUGAAGAUGACCAUUUCAACCUCGUUUCAUACUUUUACUCUAUAUUUUAUGAAUAAAACACAUUAUCAUAU